GUCAAAGGUCAGACCGGACUGGGCCGCCGAAGCCAUGGGCGCGGAGCAGGAGGAGGAGCGCUUCGACGGCAUGCUGCUGGCCAUGGCCCAGCAGCACGAGGGCGGCGUCCAGGAGCUCGUCAACACCUUCUUCAGCUUCCUGCGGCGUAAAACCGACUUCUUCGUCGGCGGCGAGGAUGGGGUGGCCGAGAAGCUGAUCACGGAGACGUUCAGCCGCCACCAGCAGCUGGCCCAGGAGGCCCGGCGGCAGCAGCAGCGGGCCCGCCAGGAGGCCGAGCGGCGCGACAAGGCCCAGCGGGCCGCCCGGCUCGCCGAGGAAGCCCGGCCCCCGGGGCCCCAGAUCAAGGAGCUGACGGACGAGGAGGCCGAGAGGCUGCAGCUGGAGAUCGACCAGAGGAAAGGAGAAGAGAGGCGGGCGGCGGAAAAGGCCCCGGAUCAGCCCCCCGACGGCAGCGCCGGCUCCCCGGCCACGCAGGAGACGAAAGACGCCGCCGAGGACGAGGACGAGGACGAGAAGGACAAAGGGAAGCUCAAACCCAACGCGGGCAACGGGGCCGACCUCCCCGACUAUCGCUGGACUCAGACCCUCUCGGAGCUGGAUCUGGCCGUGCCCUUCGGGGUGAGCUUCCGCCUGAAGGGGAAGGACGUGGUGGUGGACGUCCAGCGGCGGCGGCUGCGGGUGGGGCUGAAGGGGCAGCGCCCGCUCAUCGACGGCGAGCUGUUCGGCGAGGUGAAGGUGGAGGAGAGUUCCUGGCUCAUCGAGGACGGCCAGGUGGUCACCGUGCACCUGGAGAAGAUCAACAAGAUGGAGUGGUGGAGCAAACUGGUGGCCACCGAUCCCGACAUCAACACCAAGAAGAUCAACCCGGAGAACUCAAAGCUGUCGGACCUGGACAGCGAGACGCGCAGCAUGGUGGAGAAGAUGAUGUACGACCAGCGGCAGAAGUCCAUGGGGUUGCCCACCUCGGAUGAGCAGAAGAAGCAGGACAUCCUGAAGAAGUUCAUGGAGCAGCACCCAGAGAUGGACUUCUCCAAGGCCAAAUUCAACUGACGCCUCUCCUCCACCCGCGUGGGUUCUGGCUCGGCGGGGCCCCAGGUGCCCGAGUCUCUGGGAAUCCGAUGUGGGGGAGCCCCCUCGCCUCUGCCCGUGCCUCAAACAGGGUGGGGGGCCGGAGCCCAGGCCCAGCCGGCUGGGGACCCUCCAUCCCCCUUUGCCUGUUACCAAAUUAAACUUUUGUCUCGUCUCA
Molecule: messenger RNA, 1247 nt
Organism: Tachyglossus aculeatus (Australian echidna)
Lineage: Eukaryota; Metazoa; Chordata; Mammalia; Monotremata; Tachyglossidae
Gene: NUDC
Product: nuclear distribution C, dynein complex regulator
Exons: 9
Coding region: 35-1051 (338 amino acids)
Biological process (GO): protein folding
Cellular component (GO): cytoplasm
Source: RefSeq, a predicted model, not a curated record